CUCGAAACGCUCGAGCUUUAUAGCUUUGGAGCACCAUAUUCACACUAUUUCAUUGGUUUACUUUUGCUGGCUCUGGCGGAGUUUUGAGGGUGUCUGCCGGGUCCAAUGGCAGUAACAGGGAGGCUGCGGCGGGCAGGCCUCACAAGAGAAGGUGGAACACCACUACUACGAACAGUGAGCGGGAAGCCACAUGCUCGGGUAGAGGACCACGAGGACGUCUUGCAGAAGGAACACAAGCCUCAAGAACUGCAGGAGGACUUCAAUGCCCCUCCUGUAGACUCAGAUGAUGAGGCGUUGAGAGUACCACCACCAAAGACCACGAAGUCUCCACUCGAAUCACUCAAGUCACUGUUACCAAGUUCCAAAGACGAGGACGGUCUACGAAAGCCGCCGAAACGAAAAGCCGGAUCAAAGCUACCUCCACACAAUCCAGAGCCGGAGCUGAGAAAGCCCGGGCCGGCGAAGAAAGCACGUAAUGCUGCACCUAUCGUGCCGAGAUCUGGAUCGUUCAAGCAGAAUCAAGCAGCCAAGGUAGGCAUCGAGGGGAACAAAGAAAACAGUUGCGGCACGCACACACCUCCAGCAUCGUCAGGAGACAUCUGGAGGGAGAGAUUUGGAUUGUUCUCAAGCCAGUCCUCCCAGACCGCACCAAAGAAGACUUAUGGAGGCGGGAACAAAGCCAGAAACAUACAUGUGGCGCCGCCAUCUGCAAAGAAACAAGACAGGAAGCCAAUCCUCUACGCAGUCAAAGCCAAGAAUGAGGUUGUCCAACCUGAGCAGCAUGAGAGCGAAUCUGAGUGCUCCAUGCUGGGGGAUGACGACAUCAAGCAGAUGGACGCCGACUUAACCGCGAUAGAGGCGGAGCAACGAAAGAUGGAGGAAUUGGGGCUUCGAAAUGUCCCAGGGAGGAAGAAGAAGCCUGUAGAGUCGAACGGCAACACUGACGAAGCGUCUGCCAUGGAUGAAGCGGAGCUCGACGCCACGCUGGGAAAACCUACACUCCACGAACAGCUUGGCUUGACAGGAAGACAAGAGGGGUCUCUACCACCCUCGAGCGCGCCGCAAGAAGAUAUGGACAGCAUCGACGAUUACGUCCGCGAGCUCCCCGCCCAGGCAGAAGAAGGCACCGCCUGCCCGGUCUGCAAUGAGCCCGUCGACCAAGAUCUUUACUGGCUUUUCUGGAAAGGGCUUGACAAGACCAUCAAGAACCAAGCCGCCUUCUGUCACACACACAGAAAAGCGACCGCUCAGAAAGAGUACUUGGCCGAAGGCUAUCCAUCCGUCGAUGGUCUCCCGUCAAUACAGUGGAGUGCCAUACCCGAACGCAUCAAAAAGCACCGCAUGGCUCUAUACAGCAUCCUAGCAGGCGAAACACCCAGCCACCACCGCAAGCGCUACGCCCCGCUCGCACUCACCGGCAAAGCCGCCGCUGUCCCCCGCACCCGCACCGACCUCUCGCCCUCCAAGAACGCACAACUCUCCGCCUACGCCCUCGACUCCAACAGUGUGUACCCAGGCUACUACGGCCCUCGCGGUCGGCGCCUCAUAACCGAGGCCGUCAUGUCCCUGCUCAAUGCCGAGAUCAAGAGGAGUGCGGAUCCGGUGGUGCAGACCAGCGGGCCUGCGACGUUUGUCCAGGCUGUCCUUGUGCCGGAAGUCGCGGUCCGGCUCAUCAUGGAGGAUUUACGAUGCGAUGUGGAGAGUGCGGAGGAGGUGCGGGAGGCCACGUUCGAGAUGGGAGCGUUGCUACAUGAGGAGGUAGAGGAUAGGGUUGAGCUUGCUGGAGGAGAAGAGGAUGAAGAGAACGAGUAUCAUGGGUAAGGACGAUGGUAAUAGUGAGGACGUUCUCGGAAAAGGUCUGGCUUCGACUUUGUGAUGGCGUGGAUUUGUGAGUAUUGCGCUGAGGUGUUUUUGAUACCCGAGUAUUGU
Didymella exigua CBS 183.55 is the source of this 1929-nucleotide messenger RNA. RefSeq lists its product as uncharacterized. The transcript has a single exon. NCBI's taxonomy places the organism in Eukaryota, Fungi, Ascomycota, Dothideomycetes, Pleosporales, Didymellaceae. The record is from RefSeq and is a predicted model, not a curated record. Bases 106 to 1821 code for a protein of 571 amino acids.